Messenger RNA from Musa acuminata AAA Group (dessert banana), 1900 nucleotides. RefSeq names its product homeobox-leucine zipper protein ATHB-23-like. Gene Ontology annotation, cellular component: nucleus. Gene Ontology annotation, molecular function: sequence-specific DNA binding; DNA-binding transcription factor activity, RNA polymerase II-specific. The record is from RefSeq and is a predicted model, not a curated record. Lineage: Eukaryota; Viridiplantae; Streptophyta; Magnoliopsida; Zingiberales; Musaceae. The coding region runs from base 381 to 1364 and encodes 327 amino acids. Gene Ontology annotation, biological process: positive regulation of DNA-templated transcription. The transcript has 2 exons.
AUUGGUUUUGUGAGUAAUGCUUUGAAGUAGUUCGAUUCACCAAAGUUGAAUUGAUUGAACUCUUGAGUGGUAGCUGAAACAGUGAGAACAAUGAGAACAAUAAGGAUCACAUUUGAGAGUGCAUUCUUACCGAAACAUCAUCUGCGUUUUCCAUGCCAUCAUCGUUCCUCGGUGAGUAGCAACCACUGUAUUCUGGAGUCUCAUCUCUCGAACCAGCAAAUCCAUCUUCCUCAUGUAUGAAGAUGAUGGAGGAGCUCCAAUGCUUGUCUGAGAGCAGAAGUCUAUGGUGGUAGAACGUGAGGCCGAGACCAUGACUGUGUCACCAUCCCUUGGAUUCUGGAGCUGCGUGAAGGAGCUGAUGCCAUCUGCUUCACCUGUCGAUGAUGGCCCUCUACUUCUCCCCAGCUGUAACCUGGACUCCACAACUUGUCCUUCUUGACAGUACACAUAUCUUCCUUUCAUAUACUCCACCGAUGAGUCCUUCCUCCUCCCACUACCAUGCAUGUGUUUCUUCUCUCUUCUCCAAGCUCCUAUCUCCCUCUUACCACUGCAGCAAUCAGUUUCUGCGACCACCAAUGUUUCUGAACCAGAUGGCCUGCAAUAGGAUGCCGCUAUUCUUCCCUGCAAACUUGGUGCUGCAGACCGCUCAUGAAGAGAACCACCAGCAGCAGCUACACACCUCCACGUCUCCCCUGCUCCCCACCGAUCCACCACGAUUCGGAGGUGAGAAGCAGCAGUACCUUGCAAGCUGCGGCAUGGGAAACAGAUCCAUUCCCUUCUCGAGGGUGGAGGCCUGCGAGGAGAUGAAUGUGGAGGAGGACCUCUCCGACGACGCGCUGCAGCCGGGCGGGGAGAAGAAGAGGAGGCUGAACUCGGAGCAGGUGCGGACAUUGGAGAGGAACUUCGAGAUGGGCAACAAGCUGGACGCGGACAGGAAGAUGGAGUUGGCCAGGGCGCUGGGGCUGCAGCCGAGGCAGGUCGCCGUCUGGUUCCAGAACAGGAGGGCGAGGUGGAAGAUCAAGCAGCUGGAGAAGGACCACGACGAGCUCAAGAGGCAGCUGGAGAUCAUGAAGACCGAGAACGAAGCCCUGCAAGCCCGGAACAAGAAGCUUCUCUCCGAGCUUCUGGCACUCAAAGACAGGGAACCCUCCGAGCCCAUCAAUCUCAACAAGGAAACAGAGGGCUCAUCCAGCUCUGAUACCGAUUUGGAUUUCUCCAGGCGUAGGCCAUCGAGUGUCUCCCAACCACGUCGUUCCUCCAAGUCGGAGACAGCCAAGGAUGAGGGCUUCUGCAACAUGUUCUGCAGCACAGAUGAGCAAUCUGCACUCUGGGCGUGGUCAGAGCAACACAACUUCCAUCACUAGUGUUUGCACACUGGUGCAUGGUGAAGAAAGCUGCCUAUUUGAACUGGAAACAGGGGGGAGUGGCUAUGUACUAAAUAAUUAUUGAUGAUGAUGUAUCUUGUGAGUCAAUCUGUGUUACCUCUCUCUCAAAUUUAAGGUGGAUCCUAUUGGAUCAUGUAGGGUUUUUGACUUGCAUGUUUGUGGUUGUUCUACUUGCUGCUUGUUCUGCAGAUUAAUUCAUAGGUACAGGAAAAAGCUCUUUCUGCAGUUGGUGGGAAAGGUUGUUCUAACAAGGAAUGGCUUUCUUUAGCCUUACACAAACUUGGAUUCAAGAUAUGAAGGGAAGCAUGCAUACACUGGCAUGGCAUCCACUGUCCUACAACCCUCUGUGUAGAGAGAGAGAGAGAGAGAGAGAGAGAGAGAGAGGAUCCUAAGAACUACCAGUUGUGAUGUGCCACAUCUAUUUACCCCAAGCUUUUUUUGGUCACAAGAGGAACACCAAAUGCUAGUUCCAAGUUCUUGUCAUUCAGGUCUACUAAUGAUUUGCUUAUCUAUUA